CCACUCAUUGCCAGUGUCAAAGAAAUUCUGCAGCUAGGAGACGGAACUUCAAAAGAUGACGUCUCCCAUAUUUAGAAUUUUGAGGAAGACGAAGUGAAACGGUGUUGGAAUGGAGAGAAGUUUGUUUUUAUUUAUUAGUUACACGAUAGGAUUAUCUGUCGCUGGUGCUUUUGAUAUUCCUCAAGAAUGCCUCGUGUCCUCUGAAUGGGAGGGACAAUGGGACGCCGCCACCAACAUGGAAAUAAGUUUCUGGGUUCCACUGUCAGGUGACGAAGCGAACAGUUCCACUGCUCUCCUUUCGGUGAAGCUUAGUACAGAUAGAAAGGAAACCGAUAACAACGCUUUUAUCGAAUUCCGGAAGCCGUAUAUCCCUACGACGUAUUCCGGGGAUAAGGGUGUAAAUGGAAUUCCGCAGACCCAUGGGGUGGAAGUGUCCUCAGAAGGGUGGACGGACCUGUUCUUGGCGUCUGGUGACGGGAUGCGCGUUUUAGACGCGGAGGGGAAAGAGAUGUUGUCACUGAAUGAAUCUCUUCAGCCUAGUAGUACCCUAGUCGUCGUCCGUGGCCACUUCGUGACGGUGAAUUGCAGAAAACCUCUCAAAGUUUGGUCCCUUGCGGCAGACAACGGCACCUCCAGUGUGCCGCUCUUUUCCAAAGAUCACCUGUGGUCUCGUCUCACGCUGUAUUCUGAAGCCCCGUCGACUCCCAGGCUGCGUUUGUCAGAGGAUUCGAACACCUUCCUCCUGGGCUGGAAUGGGACAUCGGUCUGCGCAGUGUCGGAAGAGGAAUUCGGUGAUGGCUACAUUCCCUUACCUCCUUCGGCCCAGCAUAAUCUCACGAUUAGCUGUAGAAAAGAAGCGGUUGCCGUGUUUUGUGAUGUUCUGAGUGGUACCGAAGGAAGGAGUAUUUGGUCUGUACAGCUGAUCUCCAUUCCAGGGAGUCUGACUGUCCAAGCAAGCUCAGGAGAACAUCUGUAUGUACUUCUUCAUCGCAGGGUACCACUCAGCCUUCAGGAGGGAUUGAAAGGUGGCAGCAGGAGGGAAAAGACAGCAGGACAGAUCGUUGCUCUGGUCAUAAUCGGGCUGGUGUUUGUCUCGAUCACCCUGCUGGUGGUCGUGUCGAGCCUUCAGCACGACAGGAUUAUGGGAUUAACAGAGAAGCGCCCAUCGUUCGCCGACAUCUUUCCAGUGGAUGAGGAAUCAGAGUCAUCCGAGCAGGAGGAAUCUGAGAGUCCGCUGUUGCCACCUCGAGGUUCAGUAAUAAUGGAAGAACAGACUCUGUGGGAAGCUGUGGAAAAGGACGACUUGGAAGCUGUCAAACACUUGCUGGAGGAAGGCUGCCACCCGGACGACCUCGAGGGAGACCGCAUCUCCUCGCCCUUCAUGGACGCCCACCUCCUGGGGAGGAGGGAGGUUGUCGAUGUCUUCGCCUCCUUCAAAGGAGAGAAGUAUACGACGGCUCAAGACGAUCUCGUCAAGUCCGUUAUGUAUGAACUAGAACGGAACAUGAAGGAGAUUUUCCUCGCUGCAGAGGUUGGGAUGUACACGCACGAGCAAGGUGUCAAGGCCUUGUUGAAGGCCUACAGUCUUCCAGCGACCAUCUGCGACAGCCACGGACGUUCCCUGCUGCACUAUAUGGUCUCCGUCACGGCCAUGGAUGGCGUUCCUCCGUGGCAGCCGAAGGACAUGAGGAGUUUCUUCUCCUCUCACGAGUUCGUCGCUAACGCCGUCGACCAUCGAGGUAGGACAGCGCUGCACGAAUUGUCCCAGCAUCCGAGGACAGUGGAGACAGACGUCAUCUGGGACGGCAAAGAGUGGACAUUACCUGAGGCUUGGUUGGCCUUGGCUCGUCUUCUUGUGUCUAAUGGCUGUGACCCGAGGAUACCUGAUCACAGGGGGCGACGUCCUCAGGAGUUGGCGCAGGAAGCAGGGAAUGUGGAAUUAGUGCAUUACCUUGAAGAAAAAUGCUUAGAACUGGACAACAGUGAUCCUGCAAACGGCAUAGAUCACUUCGAUGAUUUGGUCAAUGCAGCGAGACAAGGGGACACCUGUCGCCUGCAGGGGCUUCUGAAAAGGACUCCCCUACUGCCAGUGAGUGCUCGAGAAGAUCCGCUAGUCGAGGCCAUUCGUCACCACCAGAGGGACGCCAUGUUUAUGCUUCUUGCAGCCGGAGCUCCGAUAGCCAACAGAUCUGUGGGAGAAGUCACGCCGCUGGAAGCUGCUCAUAAUACGCUUGGUUUGGCUGCUUGUUUCCCUGCAGUGCUAAGAAAAGUUUUCUGUGAAAGAAUGGAAGACGAAAUUUCAAGAGUUUCCCAGGAGGACGAAACACUAAAACCACUUCGCCAAAGUAUGACAGCCUAUAACUUGCAAGUUAUGGAUGUAGGUAGCAAAGCCAGGUGGAUAUUCCAGGAAAAGGACGAAGUCACACGACCCCAAGAGAGGCCAGGCGUUUGCUUUUUGCAGGCAUCAGCACUAGGGUUGUCCAUAAGUUGCCAGCUGCUUGGUCUGGAAAAUUAUUCUCUCCAUCCUCUACCAGGCGAACCUAACCCUUCCAAAAGGCUUAUGAAGAUCUUUGCAACCUACUACACCAUUCCACAAUUACCACAUGAUACUGCACUGCUCAUCAAAAACGAGGAAAACGAACAAACACAAGCUUAUGAAACUGUCAAACGGAGAGGAACGAUUUUAAACAUUUCUUCAAUUUCUAACUUAUUUCAGAAGUCGAAAGCUAAGUGCUGCAUGGAAAUGGAUACAGAAGAUAUUAAGCGCUUUAUCCAGACAGAAAUCCACAGUUUAGAAAAACUGCUGAAUGAAUCUGGAUGCCAAGGUACAAUCAUUCCAUUGGAUCAUUCCAUGAGGGUUUUUUGUAAUACUUUUCUUAACACAUUUCUCCAAAAUGUUCUCGAUAUUCUGAUAGAAAAUUUACGCCAGGAUCACCUUUACAUAUCUCUAGUGCCUCCUUUCACCAAUCGAGCACCUGAUGGAACCCUACCAAAACUGUGGCACACUCUGGCCCUCGGACUUGAGUUGCUUCCUGAAAGAGGGAUGAGGUCUCUUUUCCUAUCAGAACUUGCUGAAUCUCAAGAGUGGGACAAACACCAGCUGCCCGAGAGGUUGGUCUCGGUCUUAACUCGCGCAUGCAAACGGGACUUGAGGGAGAAGUUGGUUCCUAAGGAAUACAUCAAUUCUUUCGUCACCCCUAGACAUUUCUGCUGCAGAGCCAAAGAAUCAGUUUGUGGCGUCUUGCAGUAUCUCGAGGAGCUCCCAGAGGUCGAACAGCAAGUUCAAGACAAGGUGGUUACAUUCGCAGAGCCGUGAAUGUUUUUCUUAUGCUUCCUCCUGCAAUACAGAUGAGGCGCCUUUGUAACUUACCAAUGUGUUUGGUAGCCACUGGAUCUCUGUGAACUUAAGAAAUAAAGCGAAGAUGGGGAAAAGUAAGGACAGGAUUGGUUUGAAACAUGUCAUAGAAGAUACUUAACGUGACCAUGUAGCCUAUUCACACUUAACCAAGGGAGAUUACCUGUCACA
This is a messenger RNA of Macrobrachium nipponense, 3526 nucleotides long. RefSeq lists its product as uncharacterized. The record is from RefSeq and is a predicted model, not a curated record. Gene Ontology annotation, cellular component: nucleus; cytoplasm. The transcript is spliced from 15 exons. Bases 110 to 3316 code for a protein of 1068 amino acids. Lineage: Eukaryota; Metazoa; Arthropoda; Malacostraca; Decapoda; Palaemonidae.